AUAGUUCAGCACCAGCUGUUGCCACUCAAACAAUCAACCUUGUUUGGUGAGAUAAUCAUAUAAAAGCUGCUCCUGCUGACUAGAGUUACUGUCAAAAAUCUUUUGCUUUUUGGGAUUUGCAUUCAGGCAGCUGCAGCAGAAUGAGGGUGUUGUGGAUUUCCUGUCUGCUUAUUGGAAGCAUCACCUGCUAUCCUCAACAAGGAGGCAGUGGUGUUCCUCCUUCCAUGUGGCUUCCACGUUCUGGACAAGCUCCAUCCAAGCCAGGCUAUGAGGAACCCUCUGAGCAAACUGGUGGCCAUGACAGUUCCAGCAGCUUUCCCUGGUUGUACAGCAGCAACACUGCUGGAGGUCCUUCAGACAGUGGAAUCUUCCAGCCCAUGUGGUACCCUGCAAUGCCAUCUGAACAGGAACCAUCCAAGCCGUCCCAUCAGAAACCUACAGGACAGUCCAGCACUUAUGGCAGCUACAGUGGUCCCUACACUGCUGGGGGAGCCUACAGUUCCUCUGGCUCCCAGCAGUACGGUGCACCGAGCAGUCAGUCUGGAGGCGCUGAGCAGGAGAGCUGGAGCUCUUCAUCUGAUGGUGACGAUGAGGAGGAGCCCGUCUUCACUCCAGUGAGCGAGGAGGAUCAGGUGUACGCUUUCAAGUCUCGUUCUCGCUACAACCAGAAACGGCUGCUGUUCAGUCAGUUCCGCUACACCCCAACAGAACCACGGCAGCAUCAGGAUCCAGUGUUUCCACACACGGGCAAAACAUCUCAACACGGCAAAGGUCCAGUCAAAGGAGGCUACUGAAGAUCCCUGUGGUGAAGCUCACAUCACUGGGGAUGUGUGGUCUGUGUAGCUGUUGGGGAAAACUCUCUGGUUCACAUAUUGCUCAGGAUUGGUUUGUCUGCAUAAAUAAUCUAAAU
This is a messenger RNA of Oryzias melastigma (Indian medaka), 910 nucleotides long. RefSeq lists its product as uncharacterized. Bases 141 to 794 code for a protein of 217 amino acids. The transcript has 5 exons. The record is from RefSeq and is a predicted model, not a curated record. Lineage: Eukaryota; Metazoa; Chordata; Actinopteri; Beloniformes; Adrianichthyidae.